Molecule: messenger RNA, 1107 nt
Organism: Emys orbicularis (European pond turtle)
Lineage: Eukaryota; Metazoa; Chordata; Testudines; Emydidae
Gene: SOX1
Product: SRY-box transcription factor 1
Exons: 1
Coding region: 1-1107 (368 amino acids)
Biological process (GO): cell differentiation; positive regulation of transcription by RNA polymerase II; anatomical structure morphogenesis
Molecular function (GO): DNA-binding transcription factor activity, RNA polymerase II-specific; RNA polymerase II cis-regulatory region sequence-specific DNA binding
Source: RefSeq, a predicted model, not a curated record
AUGUACAGCAUGAUGAUGGAAACGGACUUGCACUCCCCCGGCGGAGCCCAGGGCCCCACUAACCUAACGGGCCAGACCGGAGCAGGAGGCGGCGGAGGCGGCGGCGGCGGUGGGAACAAAGCGAACCAAGACCGGGUCAAGAGACCCAUGAACGCCUUCAUGGUGUGGUCCCGGGGCCAGCGCCGGAAGAUGGCCCAGGAGAACCCCAAAAUGCACAACUCGGAGAUCAGCAAGCGCCUGGGGGCCGAGUGGAAAGUCAUGUCCGAGGCCGAGAAAAGACCCUUCAUCGACGAAGCGAAGCGGCUUCGGGCGCUGCACAUGAAGGAGCAUCCGGAUUAUAAAUACCGGCCCCGCAGGAAGACCAAGACCCUGCUCAAGAAGGACAAGUACUCGCUGGCCGGGGGGCUGCUCAGCGCCGGCUCGGCAGGGGGAGGCCCCGCCGGGGUCGGGGUGGGCAUGGGGGUCGGGAUGAGCCCCGCCGGGGUCGGCCAGCGGCUGGAGAGUCCAGGCGGCACGGCCAGCGGGGGGUACGCGCACAUGAACGGCUGGGCCAACGGCGCCUACCCGGGCUCGGUGGCGGCGGCGGCGGCGGCGGCCGCGAUGAUGCAGGAGGCGCAGCUAGCCUACGGGCAGCACCCGGGCAGCGGCGGGCACCCGCACCACCCGCACCCGCACCACCCGCACCCGCACAACCCGCAGCCCAUGCACCGCUACGACAUGAGCGCGCUGCAGUACAGCCCCAUCUCCAACUCGCAGGGCUACAUGAGCGCCUCGCCCUCGGGCUACGGGGCCAUCUCCUACGGCGCCCAGCCCCACCAGAACUCGGCCGCGGCGGCCGCGGCGGCCGCUGCCGCGGCGGCGGCUUCCUCCGGAGCUCUGGGCGCCUUGGGCUCGCUGGUCAAGUCGGAGCCCAGCGUGAGCCCGCCCGUCACCUCGCACUCACGGGCUCCGUGCCCCGGGGACCUGCGGGAGAUGAUCAGUAUGUACUUACCGGCCGGAGAAGGAGGGGACCCGGCUGCGGCGCAGAGCCGGCUUCACUCCCUGCCCCAGCAUUACCAGAGCGCCAGCACGGGGGUCAAUGGCACGGUCCCCUUGACACAUAUCUGA